AUGACGUCUACGCCGAAGCGCAUCGAGGAAGAAUCUCUGUCGCGGUACAAGAGCUCUAACUACUACCCUGUCAUCCUAGGCGACGUGAUCGGCGGCCAGUAUGUCGUCAAGGCUAAGCUUGGAUUUGGCGGACACUCUACUACAUGGCUCUGUACGGAUGAAAGGUACGUUCGCGCCGGGUUCAACGACUUCAAAAGGUCUGCUAAUCGUGGAAAGCAGACAGAAUUUCAAGGUGUUGAAGGUGUUGACAGCUGAGAGCGGGGGCUCCAGAGAGGCGAAAGUUUUUGCCCACAUUCGAAGCCAGGCGUCGGACUCACAAAACGUAGGAAAGUACUGCGUUCGUCGUCCCGAGCACAUGUUCGUCACUGAGUCGAAAGGCAACAAACAUCAAUGCUUCAUUUUUGCACCGCUUGGCCCAAAUCUACUGGAAUUUGUAUCAAAUCGUGAGUCGGGGUGUUGCCAUCUUCACGAAGUGCGCUGGAUGACUGUCUAUUUUCUACACGCGCUGGACUUUCUACACACACACGAUGUUGUACAUACCGGUGAGUCAAGACAGCCGGACGUUCGAUCAAGCAAUGACGUUUAGUAGAUAUCAAACCCGACAAUAUCCAAAUGACCAUAUCCGGGAAUGAGGAUGAAACUCUGCGCAAGUUGUUCGCUGCCGAACAGGAGAAUCCGAGCACCGCAAAGAUCACGGCCGACGGUUCGCCUAUCUACGAAUCUCGCAAGAUGAUGCAGGAUGACCUUGGAUUCCCUAUACUGUGUGAUCUAGGAUCAGCAGUGAUUGGAGAACGGUCUCGCACUGGAACGGUACAAGCUCUGCCAUAUCGUGCUCCUGAAGUCCUACUUGGUGCAGCAUGGGACACGAAGAUCGACAUAUGGAGUCUGGGCGUCUUGGUGAGUAAGAAGUUGGCGAUGUUGAUAACAAUGCUAAUCCUUCGACUGUAGAUCUGGGAGCUCACUUUGGGGGAACGGCUUUUUGGGCAAGGGAAUGAGGUCGACACUGUUGGCUUAAUGGUACAGUAUCUGGGUACUCCGCCUCCAAGCCUGCUGUCACGCUGUUCCCGCCGGUCUGAAUAUUUCGAUGCCAAAGGUAAGCCUCUAUCGUGUGCCUCUUCAAUCAUUUUCUCACGAAGGCUUAGGUCACUGGAGAUACGAGCCCUCAGCUCGGGUGCGGCUAGAGGAUCGAGUGGACGUGACGACAGACUUGCCGUUGUUCUUCGACAUGUUAUACAACAUGCUGAAAUGGGAUCCGGGAGAGCGCCUUCCGGCAUCGCAGCUCUUAAAGCACCCUUGGUUACAAGUUUAA
Molecule: messenger RNA, 1309 nt
Organism: Lecanosticta acicola
Lineage: Eukaryota; Fungi; Ascomycota; Dothideomycetes; Mycosphaerellales; Mycosphaerellaceae
Source: the annotation of a GenBank genome assembly